AUACGAUAUGCAUAAUUGGGUAUGACAAGAAAUUGUGAAAAUUAAUAAAUUGUACACCAUUAACCAUAAAUAUUAUUAUUGAGCAUUCUUCUGCAAAUAAUUAUUUUAUUUCGAAGGUCAAAUAUGAUCUACUUUCCAAACAGAGUAGAGAAAUUUUAUUUCAUUGCGAUUGUAACUGUACUUUUCAGUGCACAAAUUGUUUCAUCGCAAGUUCAAGGAUGGGAUUGUUACAAAUGCAGCAGCACUACGGACGAACUUUGUCUAACAAACCCAGAGGCUAUUUCGAGUGGGGACGUUACAGUCAGUAAUUGUACCGGAUAUUGCACCAUUCUCCGAACGGAAUUCACAGAUAUUCCAGGGAAAGUGAUUUCUUUGGUGAGAGAUUGUGAAAAAGUGCCGCUGGUAAUCAACGAAAUUAGAACGGACGCCCACUACACUAAAUAUUACAGAUCAUGCACAACUGGAAAAUGCAACAGCGGAGAUGGAAUUAUUCGUGGUGGAGGAGGAAAUGGGAACGUACCUUCCGAAAUUAUUCAGGUUCCUGAAAGAUCAACUGGAAGCAAAUUCCAAACUUUCAAUUUACCACUUUUGAUCCAAUUGUCAGUUUUGUUAAAAUUUCUCUUGUGUUGAAGCAAUAUUUUCUAUUAAAAUCAUUCUAAAAUAACCUCACA
Messenger RNA from Folsomia candida, 671 nucleotides. RefSeq lists its product as uncharacterized. NCBI's taxonomy places the organism in Eukaryota, Metazoa, Arthropoda, Collembola, Entomobryomorpha, Isotomidae. The transcript has 4 exons. The record is from RefSeq and is a predicted model, not a curated record. Bases 124 to 630 code for a protein of 168 amino acids.